AUGUCCAGUAUUGACAAGGCGCUUAGGCUUCUUAGAAACUACCCUCGGGUGUGUCUGUUCAAUAUUGCUGACCUACCACGCAGCCGGCCCCCACGCUAUCAUGGUUUGAACCGGAAGAAGAAGGGACUGGGUCAUCGCGGAAUGAGCCAGUUCCAAGCGUGGCCACCUCUCGGGCAAGUGGGCCAGAAAAUGCCAUUUUAUCUAAGUGUACCUAAAGAGCCAUACAACACGGACGUUGCUUCUAGAAGAUCACUUUGCAGAAUAUCUCUCUUAGAACUUCAACGUAUGAUUGAUCUUGAUCGCAUCGACCCACGGGAACCGAUAGAUCUGACAACAAUUUGCAACACUCACUUGUACAAACUUGAUGGUUGUGAUAUCUUCGUUACACCAGUCAAUAUUGAAGUUCAAUAUGCAAGUGAGCCGGUAAUUGCAGCAGUGGAGCGUGCUGGUGGAGUAAUCACAACAAGGUUCUAUGACCUGUUCUCUGUAUGGGCAAAAUGCGAUCCAGCAUCUUUCUUCAAACGAGGAUUUCCCAUACCAAAGGCCAAACUGCCUCCUCCCGAUGCAGUACCAUACUACGCAAGCGCCGAAAACAGAGGGUAUUUGGCUGAUCCAGAGGAGCUGGCUGCGGCCCGCUUAUGGCUGGCCCAAAAGUACGGCUACUCGUUGACAGACAGAGCUUCCCAGUCGGAAGAUAUGCGGACCUUAAUGUCAAUACGCAAACACCCGAGACAAAUUUUCCUUGGGCUUGAUCCAGGCGAUCUUGUCAGCUUGGCCGAUGAGGUUGUGCUAAAACCACAUCAUGAAACGGAAGAAGAACAGAAUCGAUGAACUGUGGUGAUUGGUGGAAUUAAUUAUGGUCUGCCUGUCUAGCCCGAGUAAAUUGUACAUUCAUAUUCCGCUUUCAUUUCUGAAUGGGAGUGUAUGGUUUGUCGCAUCGGAGUAGCACCCAUGGCUGGUUGAUAUCUUGUUAUUCUCUGGAACGCCUUCAUUGUCCGGCUCAACUCCCAUGUAGCUGUUUGUAUGCGGCAGAGGUUGCUUUUCCA
Molecule: messenger RNA, 1046 nt
Organism: Opisthorchis viverrini
Lineage: Eukaryota; Metazoa; Platyhelminthes; Trematoda; Opisthorchiida; Opisthorchiidae
Exons: 5
Coding region: 1-831 (276 amino acids)
Biological process (GO): translation
Cellular component (GO): mitochondrial large ribosomal subunit
Molecular function (GO): structural constituent of ribosome
Source: RefSeq, a predicted model, not a curated record